UAUAAAUAUUGCGUCACCAUGGCGCCUAACUAAAUUUCAUUUUCACACUCAACUGAAACGUCCCUUUGAGCGCAGUGUGUCAGAGAAGAGAACCGCCCCUUGCAACGCUGUGUGGCAGAGAAGAAAAACGCUUGAAAACUUCACUCACAUAUUCUAGGGUUCCAUUUCGAUCUUCGCUAUGCAGAAGAAGCUAGCAUUCCCAGUCUCCAAGAGCCUGGACCAAUUCAAAUCGUUGUACGGUUCAAUUUCGGGAGCUUCCAAGCCAUUAUCUUCGCGUCCUUCUGUGGAUACCGUUUCAUCGGGGAGUUUUGCAAACCUGAAGCUCACCGCAGAGAAAUUGGUGAAAGAGCAAGCUUCGGCGAAGACUGAUCUUGAAAAUGCGAAUGCUAAGCUUAAGAAGUCGCAGGCGUGUGUGCGCGCAUUGGAAGAAAAAUUGCAGAAUGCUUUAAACGAAAAUGCCAAGCUCCAGGUCAAGCAGAAGGAAGAUGAGAAACUGUGGAAGGGAUUGGAGUCUAAGUUCUCUUCUACUAAGACUUUAUGUGAUCAACUUACGGAGACUUUACAGAACUUGGCUGGUCUGGUUCAGGAUGCCGAAAAAGAUAAGGAGACAUUGGAAAAUAAACUGUCAGCAAGUUCAAAAACUCUUGAUAGCUUGAGUAAACAGAUGGAUGGUUUAUCUUUGAAGCUAGAUUCUGCACAGGAAACAAUUAGAACCCGUGAUAACGAACUAGAGAAGCUCAAGUUUGCUUCAGAAGAAAAGGAGAAAUUUCACAGAGAUGAACACUGCAGAGUUGCCAACGUUAUAGAAGAGAAAGAUAAUAUGAUAAGGAAUUUAGAAGAAAUGUUAGCAUCUAGUAGAUUGGCUACAGAGAAUUUGAACUCAACUUUGGAAGAGGUUCACCUUCAGUUAAAAGUUAAAGAAGAUGAAAUUAUGCGUCACAUAACCUGUCAAGAGAAAUUGGAGAAAGAAAAGAGUGAUCUUCAAUUGCUGAAUACCGGGCUUGCAGAAAAGCAUGACAUGUCACUUCAGGAAAUUGAAAACCUUAACGAAACACUUCAGUCUUUGGCUGCAGAUUUGUCAAAUUUAGACAAAGAAAGCCUGAAUCUUUUGAGCAAGUUUGAUGAAAUGAAUUUACUCUAUGCUUCUGGCUUCCAGUUGGUUCAGAAGGAGAGAGAAACUUUCUCAAAACAUGCUCAAUACCAGUAUAGUGAGCUUAAUAACAAAUUUGUAGUCUUGGAAUUAGAAAAGAACGCAACUCAAAUGAAAAACUACGAGUUAAACAAAACUGUGGAUGAACUUCAGAAAGUUCAAGAAUCUACGGUAGCCCAACUUACAGAGGACUCUCGAUUAGCUGCUGAGAGAAUUCAAAGUUUGGUGUCAGAAACUGAGAAUUUAAUCUCAAAAAAGAAAGAAGCAGAGGUAUUAAUUUCCAAAUUAGAAGAGAAAGUUGAACUUCUAUUAGAAAGUUCUAGAUCAUCAGACAAGCACGUGCAAGACUUGCUGCUGAAGGUUUCAGCAUUAGAGACUGAAAGCAAAGAAAAUACCGAAAGACUACAGGCAGAGAUAUUGAAGAAAUCAGAGGAAAUAGAUACUUUGCAAAAGGAGAGAAUAAAACUAGAGAAGCAUGCUGAUUCUCUAGAUCAAGAAGUAAUCCAGCUUCAUAAUGCCCUGGAGGAAAAAGAACAGUGUGUUUUACAUUGUAAGGAACAGGAAAAGAAGCUACAAGAUCAAAUCACAGAGAACAUAUCAUUGUUGACUGCUGUUGAAAGCAAACUUUCAGAAGCUAGGAAGCAAUAUGAUCAAAUGGUAGAGAAUAAACAGUUAGAACUAUCAAGGCAUUUGAAAGAAAUAUCUCAGAGAAAUGAUCAGGCUAUCAAUGACAUUAAGAGGAAGUAUGAAUUGGAGAAGAUGGAAAUUGUGAAUAUGGAAAAAGACAAGACAGACAAAACUAUUGCCGAAAUUGAGGGUAGAUGUGAUAAAAAAAUUGCAGAAUGCAACGAAGAAUCAAGGCAGCAGUUGAUGCGUAUUCAGGAAGAACACACGUUGCUGGUAAGCAUAGGAAAAAGUGUUGAAUUUUAAAUUAUUGGCUACUUAGAAAUAAUCUGGCAUAGCAUUUUCUAUUACAUGCGAUUCUAAGUGGUCUAAUUCGGCUUUAGUUACACUUUUAAUUACUUUAUGUUCUAAUUAGUUAAAAAUCCAUUUUUAAAAUAAACUUAUUGUUGAGUCCGGAGAAAAUAUUUGUUGAAGUUACAAAAGGAUAUUGCAAUCGUCACAAGUGUGCUAUUGUAAAAUACUAGAGAUCUCUUUCUAAUCUCUAUGAAUGGACGUUUAUGUGCUGUUUCAUUUAUUAAAUUCAAUAAAAUCUUUUCUAUAUAGCUGAAUUCUCUUAAAGUUGGUAUUAGAACUUCUGAUAAUGGGAUAUAAGCUUCUGUACUUUUCCCUUUGCCGUCUUAGUUGCAUUUUUAACAUUUUGGGGUUAUUUUGUGCUCCUAUUUAUUUUGUUUAGCUGGUUUGUCUAAAGUGCACCUAGUUUGUGUUUCAUGAGUAAUUUUAUUGUCACCAUCAUCGUCACUACCACGGCCAGAGAGACCAACUUGACCGACAACCACACCAAGAGAUUCGCCAUUCUCCAAUCUGACAGCUCCCUGGAGUUGUGUCACCAUUGGAGCAGCCACGCGUCCACCUACAUGCCUGUUCCCCUUGUCUGAGUGUGUGAGGGUUUGCCACACCACCCAUUUUCUAACCGUUGUUGUCGCUAUUUCCUUCACUGGAGUUAACAUGAGAUGACUGUUAUAGACCUGCCCCUGUUAAGAACCUCUGCCUCGGGUUUUGUAUCUCUCCUUUGUAAAGGGCAUUGUUCAUGAUUUUCUCUAAAAAAAAGGGUCUUAAGGAAUCACUUCUUUGGUAUGACAAUUCCACUAGGUAAUGCUUAUUUUUCACAUUUGCUUGAUGAUGAUCUUUUUGAUGGUCGAAAUUAUUUCUAAUGGGCUAAAUUUAUUAGGUGCACAUUCAAGGGUAGGUUCUAUCAUAUUGAAAAGUUUGGGACAAUAAUGACUCACAGAUUAUCAUCUGACUAUGGGGAUCCAUGAUUACAUAAAUUAUAUGUUUUACUCCUGUGCAUGUGAAAUUUGGAAGACCUUGAAAUUACUUAUUUCUUAUUAUAACACGUUUUGUUAUGAGUUAGAAAACAAGAUCUUCAGUCCUAUAUAGGGUGUCCUCUGUGUCGCAAAAUACACUGGAAUAUUAAAGGGUCUAUGGAUUUAAUUGGACUAGUAUCAAAAUUUGAAGUUUGAAAAUAGCAUAGAUGUUGCCUUUCUUGCU
Molecule: messenger RNA, 3322 nt
Organism: Vigna umbellata (rice bean)
Lineage: Eukaryota; Viridiplantae; Streptophyta; Magnoliopsida; Fabales; Fabaceae
Source: RefSeq, a predicted model, not a curated record